This is a messenger RNA of Aspergillus mulundensis, 1434 nucleotides long. RefSeq names its product NAD(P)/FAD-dependent oxidoreductase. Gene Ontology annotation, molecular function: oxidoreductase activity. NCBI's taxonomy places the organism in Eukaryota, Fungi, Ascomycota, Eurotiomycetes, Eurotiales, Aspergillaceae. Gene Ontology annotation, cellular component: cytoplasm. Bases 1 to 1434 code for a protein of 477 amino acids. The transcript has a single exon. The record is from RefSeq and is a predicted model, not a curated record.
AUGUCCACCUCUCCGGACGGAAUCUACGAGCCCGGAAUCAUCGAUCCUGGUCUCCCAGUUCCAACCCCAACGCAGCCUUUCUGGCUGUCGUCCCCAAGCCCUCUGGCCAAGCUCCGCUCUCCAUGGCUCGACCAAGCCGACAUCGUGAUCAUUGGGUCCGGAAUGACCUCCGUCAGCCUCUGCCGCAGUCUCUUCGCGAAGUGUCCUGACGUAAGUAUCAUUGUCCUUGAAGCCCGCGAUCUGUGCUCUGGCGCGACGGGACGUAACGGCGGGCACAUUAAGGCCAUGAGCCCUGGCGUGUGGGUCGAACGGAAGGCGCAGUUCGGGGUCCAGGAAGCGCUCAAGAUCAUGGAGUUCGAACACGGCCACCUGCAAAGCAUGACGUCUUGCAUCAAGGAGAAUGGCCUCGAGCGGCACUGCGACCUGCAGCUCCUGGAGGGUCUCGACGUCUACCACGAUAGAAAGGUCUUUGAGCGUGCCGUCUCCGCGGUAAAGGAUAUGGGACGGUAUAACGGCAAGCUGGCGGCGCGGUAUACCGUGUACGAAUCGCGUCAGGACCUAAAGGCUCGUGGUCUGGGAGACCACGUCGUCGGCGCAAUCGGGAUGCCUGCGGCGUCCAUGUGGCCGUAUAAGAUGGUGACGGGGCUGUUCGAACGCAUGAUACAGCAGGGCCACCGUCUCUCCAUCCAGACCAACACGACCGUCACGGCUGUGUCUGAGAAUCUCGAUUCCGCGACUGUCCACACGACCCGCGGGACUAUCAGCGCCCGGCACCUCAUCCACGCCACGAACUGCUGGCUGGGCCAUCUCCUCCCCGAGCUCCGGCCAUUUGUCUCCCCCGUCCGCGCCAAUGUCCAGCGGCAAGUCCCAGUCCCAGUCCCAAUUCCAGCUCCAGCUCCAGCUCCGCAAACCCAACCCCAAGCCCAAGCUCAAGCACCAGCGCACGCAGGGAAAAACUCCUUCUGGCUCCGCUACGCCGAGCACGACUACGAUUACCUGAUCCAGCGGCCCGACGGGUCGUACAUCAUCGGGCGCGCGAACACAGGGCGGCGGGCGACAAGCGACGACGGCGUAAUGGAUGUCCUCCCGCACGCGCAUCUGCGCGGGACAACGCCGCUGCUUUUCGACUUCGAUUUCCAGGGGGUAAGCGGGACGAUGGAGACGAGCCAUGCGUGGAGCGGGGCGGUUGCGUUUACGCUGGACGGGAAUCCGUUUGUUGGGGGGUUGGCGGGGGCCGGUAGGGGUCGGUCUCACCAGUGGGUUUGCGGGGCGUAUCAGGGGAUUGGGAUGGUGAGGGCUUGGAGGACGGCGCAGGGGUUGGCUUGUUUGGUGGUUGGGGAGGGGCUUCCGGGUGAGUUUCCGGGGAGUAUGUUGCUUGGGGAGAAGAGGGUGCUUGGGUUUAGGGAUGCUGUGGGGAGGGAGAGGAAAUUGUGA